This is a messenger RNA of Grosmannia clavigera kw1407, 3984 nucleotides long. RefSeq names its product pyrroline-5-carboxylate reductase. Gene Ontology annotation, biological process: L-proline biosynthetic process. The transcript is spliced from 3 exons. Bases 1 to 3984 code for a protein of 1327 amino acids. Lineage: Eukaryota; Fungi; Ascomycota; Sordariomycetes; Ophiostomatales; Ophiostomataceae. Gene Ontology annotation, molecular function: pyrroline-5-carboxylate reductase activity; protein binding. The record is from RefSeq and is a predicted model, not a curated record.
AUGGCGCUUCCUCAGCCGACCGUCGCCUUGACGGACGUCUGUGCCGUCAUGUUCAACAACACAUUAUACACAUACUCGGCCGAUGCCUUCCAGUCUUUGGCCUUUACAGAGGGCGCCGACUGGAAGAAGCUCCCAUCGGGUGAGUCUGUAACCGGAGGUGUCUGUCUCGGCACGACGCCAGCAGAUGCGGCACAGGCAGGUUUCUACGUGAUUGGCGGAUCGAGCAGCACCAGCAACUACACCGGGCUGCAGAAGUUUACAUAUGCAACCGGCAAAUGGGAGGCAAUCACGCCCGGAUCCCUGGUCACACAGGACCGACUAUAUCACGCAGCGGUCUACAUCAGCGAUUCAGACACGAUUCUCAUGUACGCUGGAUCUCAGGAUGGCCUGACAGGAGAUUCGACCCAGACUUUUACCAUUGGGGCUUCUGCCCCUUACAGUGUGCUCGCAUACGAAUCUAUCGCGCCGCCGACAAAAAACCCGAUCCUUCUCCAAUGGUCGUCGUCCGAGGCUGUCCUGAUAGGCGGCAGCACGUCGAACAACCAGGUGAUGCUGUUCAACCCGACAAGCGGCGGAUGGAAAAACUCGGGAGCCACGCUCGCAACGGCGCUGUCAAAGGACACCUCGUGCAUCCAGGCAGCGAUCGUGACUGGCGACGACAGCAGCAAGAACCUCUACACCCUUGACAUGAGCGUGUCGCCCAACGAGGUCAGCCGUAUGGUUCUGAUGGACGCCAGCGGCCAGCCGGUGACGAGCUCUGCCCCCGUCAAGCGGGCGCUUCCAGGCGAUUAUUCGGCGGCCGGGCAGCAAUGGAACGACAUGAGAGCACGGGCAGACACCCAGUCUCUCACGCUUAACAGCUGGCCUACGUACAACUCAUCGCUGGCGCCCACGGUCACCCGCACCGGGUUUUCCGUCGCAGAAGGCUCGAACGGCACGAUUGUGGCAGCGGGAGGUGGCGGUAGCGAAAUACUCUGCGUGUUCAACGGCAGAGAAAAUACGUGGCAGAACGCCACGCAGAUUUUCAGCGUUGCGCAAAAGAACCACGCCAAGGUGUCCCCGUCGGCAUCGGCAUCGGCAUCGUCAACACCGACGACUUCGGAAGUGGCAGCGUCGUCGGCAGCGACGUCUUCGGCAGCGGCGACCUCAUCGGCGGCGGUUGUGGCCACAUCACAUGGCCCGUCGUCUGGAACAAUUGCAGGCGCCGUGGUAGGCUCAAUUGCCGGGCUGGUCAUCAUUCUGCUCGUCGCCUUUUUCCUGAUCUUGCGCCGGCGUAAGCAGAAGAGCCCGAAGGACGCAGCUGCUCACAACCGCCAAAUCAGCGAGGGUGGGUCGUCAGAGAAGGAUGCAUAUGACUUUAUCAACGGGAACUCGAUGCCGCGGCCGAUCGGUGGCGGGGCUGUAUUCCGGGGCAACCACCAGGCGCAGGACUCUCAAGGCUCCUUCUCGUCCGUUGCAAUUCUGAUGGGCCGUGUCAACCAACCGCGGCCGGUGUUGACGAUGCAGCGCAACAACGGCGGAGACGCGAAGCGAGACUCGGCGGACAGCGUGUUCAAGGCAUUCAAGAGCACGAUCAGCAAGCCGAUUCCGCGGACAGUGGAAGAGCAGAGCGUGGGAGUCGUGGCAGUCCCACAGCAGGCGCAGUUUGAGCGAGCCGGCUCCAGUCCGUACGGCGGCAGCGUGCCGCAGGCAAGACCAAUAACGGAGCAGUCGCUGCAGCCGGACAACACACGUCGGUCUUCGGGCUGGAACCGGUACUGGUCGGGGGGCAGUGCGCUAAACAUUAUUGGAUUCGGAAGCGGAAAUGGGAACGCAGCGGGCAGUGGAACAGGCAACGCGACCCUGCUGAACGCCGACUCGAACCGGACGACGGUUCUCAGCGACGCGAGCAGCCGGUACUCGGCGGGCGACCAGAGCCAGAUGAUUCAGGAGUCGGCCAGAGUAGCGCCGCUAGCGAUACCCGUGAUGCCGGAGGCUCGGCCUCAUUUCCAGCGGGUCAACUCGGGCUCGCCGACGGUGGCAACGUUUAAUAGCUUCCUGGCCAACGGGAUGCAGGGCAAGAUUGAGCGGUCGACCAGCCAGUCGUCGUCGCGGUCGGGAUACUCGAGCGGGAUUCCGGGCAGCGUGCACGAGGCGUGGGACCCGACAGGCUACAAUGAGAAGCCAUGGGGGACGGACAGGGCGCCAAGCAGCGCAUAUAGCACGCCUCUGACACCGUCAACCGGUCCUGGAAGCAAGAAGUACGUUCCGACAGGGAUGAGUCAGCAGCCACAGCUCGCCAGUGCCAACACGUCGUCGGACAUGAGCUGGCUGAAUCUGGGAGAUGUUUCCCGGCCUAUAUCUGUCCUCAUAUCGACGAUGCCUUCUUACUCGGCGUCUCCGAUCGGGCUGCUGACGGCGGGCACGUCAAGCAGCGCGGCGCCGGCCGGCCAGCUGACGUUGGCGGUGCUAGGCUGUGGCGCGAUGGGGAUAGCGAUCCUGUCGGGGAUGCUGGCGUCGAUCGCGGAGAUGGACGCACCACGUCCGCUGCAGGUGGUGGCGUCGGGGCCGAGCAGCGGGCACAGCAGCGGGCACGGGGGCAGCAGUGCCUCAGGGACGUCGACGCCGGUGUCAUCGGCCACGGAUGAGGUACCAGAGCGACUGCCAGGACGAUUUAUCGCGUGCGUGCGGCGAACGGAGUCGGCGAAGAAGGUCAAGGCAGCCCUGUGGGCGCACUCGUCGGCGGUGAAGGUGGUGCAGAACGACAACGUGCACGCGGCCCAGCUGGCCGACGUGGUGCUGCUGGCGUGCAAGGCAGACGCGGUGCCGACACUGCUGGCCGAGCCAGGCAUGGUGCUGGCACUGCACGGCAAGCUGCUGAUCAGCAUCUGUGCGGGCGUGACGGUCGAGCAGAUCGAGGCCGACCUGCACGGUGGCAUGGUGCCGACGCUGGAUCCGGCCGUCGAUGGGCGCUGCCGCGUCGUGCGGGCGAUGCCCAACGCGGCCGCGCUCGUGCGUGAGAGCAUGACCGUCAUCGCCGCCUCGCAGCCGCCACUGCCCCCUUCCCAAGCUGCUCUGGUCACGUGGAUUUUCCGUCGCAUCGGCGAUGUGGCCUAUCUGCCGCGCGAAGCCAUGGACGCCAGCACCGCCCUCUGCGGCUCCGGACCGGCCUUCUUUUCCCUCCUGCUCGAGGCUGCCAUCGACGGUGCCGUCGCCAUGGGCCUGCCGCGCGCUGAGGCCAUCCGCAUGGCCGCUCAGUCGAUGCGUGGCACCGCUAGCCUCGUCCUCCACGGCGACCAUCCCGCCUUGCUGCGCGACCGCAUCACAACCCCCGGCGGCUGCACCAUCGGUGGCCUCAUGGUGCUCGAGGAGGGCGGCGUGCGCGGCACCGUGGCCCGCGCCGUUCGCGAAUCCACCACCGUCGCCAGCCAGCUCGGAAAGGGCGUCGAGGGCGUCAAUCGGACGCGGCACGAAAACGGGACGUACCUCGAGAAAGCCCUGCAUGAAACUGGACGGCAGCUUCUUCUCGCCCCGGAUCGUCUCCUCCUUGAAGAAGGCCAUGACGUGCGGCGUCUGCCGCCAGAAGUUGCGCGUCUCCUGGUAGUCGGCCGAGCUCUGGAACAGGAGCACGUCCACCACCGGCAGCUUGUUGACAAACCGGUGUCGCUCAAACUCCUGUCGGAUCCGUGUCCGCACUACUGCCACCGGCAGCGGUACCUGAUACAUCGUCUGGAUCUCCGGAGCCUGCGAGCGAGGUCAGCUUCCUGCCAAUCCCACCUGGAUGCCUCUCCGGGACGUACAGCUCGGAUCCAUUCGCGGUAUGCCGACAGCACUCUCCGCCUCGCCUCGGCCCAGCUCGUAGCUGUGAACAGGCCUCUCGUCAGCGCUCGUCCGGAACAGUCCGGCAGGAAGGGAAAGGAAGAGGGGAAAGGCAGAGACAGCCUGUUCCGACGUACACUGCCGCGUCACGCGCGCAAAUUCGGAAGGGGAGAUGGCCAUUGGUAA